This is a messenger RNA of Cryptococcus amylolentus CBS 6039, 1029 nucleotides long. RefSeq lists its product as hypothetical. Lineage: Eukaryota; Fungi; Basidiomycota; Tremellomycetes; Tremellales; Cryptococcaceae. Bases 1 to 1029 code for a protein of 342 amino acids. The transcript is spliced from 5 exons. The record is from RefSeq and is a predicted model, not a curated record.
AUGUCGAAGAAAACCUUCCACAGUCUUUGGGAAGCCAUUCGAGACAACGAGGCAUUCCACAACAAUUCAAGGAAUCCUCAGGAGCACUCGGCGUACCAAUUGUACACCACCUUGGUUCACUUAAGACGACGAGGGAAUGGCAUGUCCCAUGGAGAGGUUGCCGAGAAAUUGGGGAUCAAAGCUGGUACAUCAUUCCUAUGGACUAUGAGAACUCUGGAGGCUAUUCACAGGUCCCUCGGCAGCAGGAAGUGUAUUUCUUGGCCUGAUCCCAAAGAGAGAAAGAGGAUUCGCAGGGAGUUUGGCUUGACAUCUCCUUUUAAGAAGUGCGUGGGUCUUAUUGACGGCACUCUACUUGAAUUAGAGUAUGUCCCUGGGCGCGAGGAUAAGCGCCUGUGGUAUGGGAGGAAGGACACCUAUGGGUUCAACAUCCUUGUAGUGCAGACCAAGAGUGUUCGAGUCUAUCGCAACCCUCAGAUGGAACCCCAGCACUACUUUUCUGAUGGCAAGUACCUCCUUGCGGACAGUGGCUUUACACCCAACCCAAACUGCCUUCCAAACUACAAGAGCAAUGCUGGAGGUCGAAACAGGCAUGCAGGUGCAGCCAGAGACCACAAAGUCUUCAACGACCACGUCAAGAAGGUCAGAGUGCGCAUAGAACACACCAUUGGCUACUGGAAGGCGCGCUUUCAGAGUAUUAAGCUGCUGUCACUGCAAGUGAAGUCUUCUGAUCACCAUGUUCUCAAUAUGAGCGUCUGGAUUGUGGUCACUGCGCUACUUCACAACUGGGUCAUUGACCAUGAAAAACUUGAAGAUGAGGAAAUAAUUGACCCCAAUGAUUUGGAAGAGAUCAUGCGAGAGGAGGCAGUAGCUAGUGACAGACUGGACCAAGAAGCUAUCCAGCAGCUCACCGCGGCCAAGCGGCGGGAUGAUGGGUAUAUGCGUGAGGCUGUGCAAAGACAGAUUGAGGGCAUGCAAGUGCGAAGAGAGAACGUUGCAUAUGUGGAUCCAGAGUUACCGCUUUUGGGAUGA